Messenger RNA from Gloeophyllum trabeum ATCC 11539, 792 nucleotides. RefSeq names its product WD40 repeat-like protein. The record is from RefSeq and is a predicted model, not a curated record. The coding region runs from base 1 to 792 and encodes 263 amino acids. Gene Ontology annotation, molecular function: protein binding. The transcript has 2 exons. Lineage: Eukaryota; Fungi; Basidiomycota; Agaricomycetes; Gloeophyllales; Gloeophyllaceae.
AUGCAAGAAGGAGACCAAUCCAGGGCCUGCCGCCACACUGGCUCUGUCACAUGCGUCGCGUUCUCGUCCGACGGCAGCCGCGUGGCGUCCGCGUCCGCCGAGGGAGCCAUCCACGUUUGGGACGCGCAUACGGGCUUUCUGUUCUAUAAUCCAAUGACUGAGCACACUGGCGCGAUCAGGGCGCUAGCUUUCUCGAGAGACGGAAAGUGGCUCGCUUCAGGCUCAGAAGACACCAACGUCAGAAUCUGGAGCGCGGUGACCGGGAAACUGUUUCUGACAUUCACGAAGCACUCGGCCGCCGUCCUGUCGCUCGCAAUCUCCCCCGAUGGCUCCCAGCUGGCCUCCGGCGGGCAGGAUAACGUGAUAUACGUGACCAACAUGACUAACGGCGAGCUCAUAUCAGGUCCCUUGGUCGGCCAUGGUAAAGCGAUACUAUCUCUUGCCUUCACAGAAGGGGGCGUAAACGUAGUCUCUGGUUCGAGCGACGAGGUUGUAUACAUCUGGGAUACCAGACGGCGCACAUUGUUCGCGCGCCGGGCGAGGGCGUUCGGGGGGUGCACCACCGUAGCCUUCUCAUGGGACGGCGGCCAGCUCGUAGCCGGAUACGCAGAUGGGAGCGUCUGCGUCUGGGACACCAACGACGAGCUGGUAGUGGGCAGGGUACAAGGGCAUAAAGAGGCCGUCCUGUGCGUGGCCUUCGCCCGUGAUGGAAAGAAGGUGGUCUCGGGGUCGGAAGACCAGAGCGUACGGGUGUGGAACAUCGCGUCGGGAGGGUUGAUGCUGGUGCAUUGA